Molecule: messenger RNA, 1284 nt
Organism: Aspergillus sclerotioniger CBS 115572
Lineage: Eukaryota; Fungi; Ascomycota; Eurotiomycetes; Eurotiales; Aspergillaceae
Product: XAP5 domain-containing protein
Exons: 6
Coding region: 1-1284 (427 amino acids)
Biological process (GO): chromatin organization
Cellular component (GO): nucleus
Source: RefSeq, a predicted model, not a curated record
AUGUCACAAUCCGAACAGCCGAGCCACAGCUCGACUCCACGAUCUUUUACCAGCCAAACUGUCUCAGCAGAAGACCUGCUCAAGUCGCAGACAGUUGGUCUCGUUCAUCUCUCCGACUUUCGCAAACGUCGCGCAGAGGUUCUAGAGCAAAAAGAGCGCGAAGCCCAUGACAAGUCACUAGGAAGAUUCACCCCUGGUAUAUCCAGAAGCGCAACUCCUUCUACGGGUGAAGGGACCGACGGUAACUCGACGCCACGAAGCGAGGGCCCGCCGAAGAAGAAGAAAAAGAAGCCCAUCUCGAAGAGUAAACUGUCCUUUGGCGAUGACGAUGAGGAGGAGAAUGAUAGUGCUGCUGAUGCAGCCGCAACGCCGCGUGACUCGAGCAUCCCCCGUUCGGUCACCAAAACCCCCGUCGGCGACAGUUCUGCGCCGUCGUCACGUCGAAUCACCCCGAAUCCAAAUGCCCCGCCUCCUCCGAAGGCAAUGACAAAGGCUGCCUUGAAGGCAGAGGCAGAAACAAGGGACGCUCUCCGCAAGCAGUUCCUUGCUAUGCAGGAAGCCGUGAAGAACACAGAGAUAUUGAUGCCCUUUAUAUUUUUCGACGGGACCAACAUCCCAGCGGGGACUGUCAGGGUCAAGAAAGGCGACCCAGUCUGGUUGUUUUUGGAUCGGUGCCGAAAAGUCGGCGCAGAAUUGGGCGUUGGCGGUUCCAGCGGCGCAUCAAAGGGCCGCAAAGACAAUCGUCGCGAAUGGGCUCGAGUCAGUGUCGAUGACCUGAUGUUGGUCAAAGGGGAAAUCAUCGUUCCUCAUCAUUAUGAGCUUUAUUAUUUUAUCGCCAACCGCAUACCCAGUUACUCCAGCACCGGUGGUUUGCUAUUCGAUUACUCCGAUAAACCGCCCUUGGCUAUAUCAAAAGAUGAUCCUCUAUCACGACCGAACAACGACGACAUAGAAGGUGCCGAUAAGGAUCCCUCUCUGACAAAAGUGACUGUUCUCGUGAACCCUGACGACGCGGUAGCGACUGUCCUCAACCCCACGGAAGACUACAAGACCAGUGUGCUUAGUGGGCUGGAUCCAAACACGAUCAUGGAGUGUGCGGGGCGGGCAUUGCUCUUUUGGACGUAUCAGACUACUCAGGAGAUUUUUUACCAGAAAUUCCUCGCGAAGACAUUGACAGAGAAAUACACCAACCUAAACACACAGUUGGACAAGGUUAUACACAACGCCAACUCAGAGAUCUCAGCCCUACAAGCACGAGUAUCAGUCAAUAUAACCAUUCAGUGA